AGCAACGCGGAGCUAACGGGGCUGAUUUGAGGACCGUAGCGGCGCCACCAUGAGCCUCCUCAACAAGCCCAAGAGCGAGAUGACCCCCGAGGAGUUGCAGAAGCGGGAGGAGGAGGAGUUCAACACGGGCCCGCUCUCCGUGCUCACGCAGUCGGUCAAGAACAACACACAGGUGCUCAUCAACUGCCGCAACAACAAGAAGCUCCUGGGCCGCGUGAAGGCCUUCGACCGACACUGCAACAUGGUGCUGGAGAACAUGAAGGAGAUGUGGACCGAGGUCCCCAAGAGCGGCAAGGGGAAGAAGAAGUCCAAGCCCGUCAACAAGGACCGCUACAUCUCCAAGAUGUUCCUGCGUGGCGACUCGGUCAUUGUGGUCCUGCGGAACCCCCUCAUCGCCGGCAAGUAGACGGCACCUCCCCAUCCCUGAAGACCUGCCCUUGUGGAUGGAGUAGUAAAGUCCUUUUUAUAAAAAACAAAACAAAACAAAA
Molecule: messenger RNA, 488 nt
Organism: Sorex araneus (European shrew)
Lineage: Eukaryota; Metazoa; Chordata; Mammalia; Eulipotyphla; Soricidae
Product: small nuclear ribonucleoprotein Sm D2-like
Exons: 1
Coding region: 50-406 (118 amino acids)
Biological process (GO): RNA splicing; spliceosomal snRNP assembly
Cellular component (GO): catalytic step 2 spliceosome; U1 snRNP; U5 snRNP
Molecular function (GO): RNA binding
Source: RefSeq, a predicted model, not a curated record